Parastagonospora nodorum SN15 is the source of this 942-nucleotide messenger RNA. RefSeq lists its product as hypothetical. Gene Ontology annotation, molecular function: FAD binding. The record is from RefSeq and is a predicted model, not a curated record. NCBI's taxonomy places the organism in Eukaryota, Fungi, Ascomycota, Dothideomycetes, Pleosporales, Phaeosphaeriaceae. The coding region runs from base 1 to 942 and encodes 313 amino acids. The transcript is spliced from 3 exons.
AUGCAUGAUUCGUUGGAUUAUAGUGGCGUAUUCGGAAAGAUUGAGGAAGAGACUGUUCCUAUGGGACUGACACACAAUUACCCCUUCACGUUCCUUGAGCGCGAGAAGUUGCUCCGGUACCUAUAUGAGAACCUUAAGAACAAGUCCAAAAUCCGACUGGGAAAUCGCAUAACGAACGUGGACCAUAAUUCGGAAGAGGUUAUUGUUCUCUGUGAAAAUGGUACUGCGGUCAGUGGCGAUAUCCUUGUUGGAUGCGACGGAGUCAACAGCACUGUUCGCCAGGCGCUAUGGAGAUUUGCCACGUCACAGGACCCUACUGCCUUCGACAUCAAAGAGAAGACAAUGCUCAUGGCUGAGUAUCAAUGCUUGUUUGGUAUCUCUGAAGCUUCUGAUAUCCUUAAAGGUGGCGAAGUCCAUAUCAACUACGAUCAAGGAUCUUCUUUUUUGACUAUCUGCGGUAAGGACAAGGUGUUCUGGUUCGUUUUCAAGAAACUGGACAAAGUCUACACAGUUCCGAACAUCCCUCGUUACACUAAACAUGACGCCGAGGUUUAUGCUUCCAGCUUCGAAGACGCUCCCAUCUGCGAUGGCCUGGAAUUUGAAGAACUCUGGAGAACUCGAAAAACAUUCACUCUCGUGGCCACGGAAGAGGCACAAAUGAGACGCUGGACUUGGGGGCGUAUUGCUUGCGCUGGUGAUUGUGUCCAUAAAAUGACGCCCAAUAUGGCUAACGAGAUUAAGAAGAUGGUUGAUGCUUCUGAGAAAGGUAAGCCAUCAUUUGAUGCAAUUAAGUACCACCUUAGCAAGUAUCAGAGCGGCCGGGAGCAGCGCACAACAGCCAUCGUGAACGCAUCUAAUGACUUGACUCGCACUCAAGCACUCACAACGUGGAAGGACCGGCUGGUUGCUUUGUGGGUUUUACCCCUCAGCAUGGAUUUGUAA